UUCUUCUUCGUUUGUCAGAACGAAGUGGCCGAUGUAGAGUGAUUCAACGCGGGAAAAAGAAGAAUGUCGUUGGAAUCUGGAGACUUCAGCGACAUCCUACCGCAAACUGAUACGAUUUUUGAAUACGAGAAACACGUUUUGAUUUGUCCCGCGGUUGAGGAACUGAAAGUGAUCGAAUCUUCGAACCAGUGUCCGGUUUCAAGCUGUGGAGUUGUAAUCGCGAACAGGGCUGCGCUGGUGCAUCACAUGCGACAAAACCACAAAAUCCCCCUGAAGACUGAUGCCGAUAAAUUUCCGAAGAAGGAAAGGUUUUAUGUGUGCCCUGAUCCCGAAUGCCUUUACUCGGUGGAAAAGGGGAAGAGAUUCGAUAAACGAAAAGCUGUGAAGCAGCACUUCCUGAAGGUACACGGGGAAAAGGUUCACAGUUGCAAGACGUGUUCGAAAAAAUUUGGACUCGUUCAUGAUUUGAACGCUCACAAAUCUGAAUGUGGAUUCGUUUACCGAUGCGGAUCAUGUCCUAUCACCUACACGAAAUUCGUCAAUUUGAAGGGCCAUUCGAAACUCAAGAAUCAUUAUUUCGAUCCAAACCAGGAUCCAAAAGUCAGAAAAUCUGGUAAAGCAGUGCCAGUACCGAUUCUCCCCCCGGAAACAGCCAAAGUGUUCAUCAUGGUUCCUGUAAAACUUCGUCCCGCGGUUCUGGAUUCUGCCACGUCUCCCCGACGAGAUCCUGUCGGAGAUGACUUCUCACAACAAGUCUGCCUCGGAAACCUCGACAAGGAACUGAAGGACUCAUCUCCCACAAAACGCGACUGCGUUUCCAUCGUACCGAAACCCGGGGAUACGGGUCCGAUCAACGCUCUUUUCGCGGCCCACGCGUUGAUGGACCUUGCAGUGAGUCCGUUCCUCCGAUUUCCGUCUCGUGUCGAAAUCGGAGUGCAAACCGAUGGCGACUCAUCAUCAAAACGUCGCAGUAGUCCAGCUAGGGGUUCGAGGAAGCGUUGUGCAGAGGCACAGACAAGACUGACGUCAAGGAAGAAGAAGAAAGUGAGCCACUCCGUUGCGCAGACGGUUCUUGCCGAGUUACCGAGACGAUCUCGAAAAGGCCUUUCGCCGGUUCACAAGAAUUUUAAGGGUUCUUUCGAUUCUCCUGUGGUUGUGCCGAAAUUUAUCGACGCGGAAGUGAGUUGCUCUUACCCGGAUUCGGAUGAUUUGCCUUCCGGGAAUAGUAGUUUUUGGGAGAAUCCCCCGGCACUCGAAGCCAAUUCCGGAUCAACGAAUAUACAAACUCAAACCGAGGAUGAUUUGGAUUGUUUGUUGGACGAGCUGGAGCCUGCGGACUGGGAAGUGCUUUCGGCGUCGACGCAAACUUUCUUUGAAGAUUGGGCGGACUUCGUGAAAUCGGCAUUCGAGAGCGAUAGAAGUAUUGAUCUCAGUGUCGAUUCAAAUCUCGACGUUAACAAUCACGAAGGAACGCAGGAGAACCCUGAAAUUCAUGGUUAAAAAGUGUUCUACAGUAUGUGUUUUGGGCAUGGCUAUGGUUUGUUGAAGGUUUUUGAAUUUAAAUGGAUUUAAAUUUCGAUGAUU
Molecule: messenger RNA, 1584 nt
Organism: Notodromas monacha
Lineage: Eukaryota; Metazoa; Arthropoda; Ostracoda; Podocopida; Cyprididae
Source: the annotation of a GenBank genome assembly